UUUUCGUCUCUUCUGGCGCUCGCUGCGUCGGCUGCGUCGCAGACGUUCACAAGCUGCAACCCGACUCUCGUGACCUGUCCGUCGGACCCGGGGCUAGCGGCGCCCGUGUACGAUGUCGACUUCCGGCAGGGCGGCGACGCGGCGCACUGGUCGUCGGUGGGCACGGGGGCCGUGACGUACACGCCGCUGGGCGCGGCGUUCACCAUCGCCGAGCAGGGCAACUCUCCGACGAUGGAGACGACGUGGUACUUCUUCUUCGGGCGCGCCGAGGUGCACAUGCGCGCGGCGCUGGGCACGGGCAUCGUCAGCUGCGUGGUGCUCGAGUCGGACGACCUCGACGAGGUGGACUGGGAGUGGCUGGGCGGCGACGCGGGCGAGGUGCAGACCAACUACUUUGGCAAGGGCAACACGACGACGUACGACCGCGGCGGCACGGCGGGCGUCGCCGACGCGCAGGGCGCGCUGCAUAACUACACGAUCGACUGGACGCCGGCGGCCAUCACGUGGUACGUCGACGGCGGCGCGGUGCGGACGCUGGCGUACGACGACGCGGUCGGCGGCCGCAACUUCCCGCAGACGCCCAUGCGGCUCAAGCUGGGCGUCUGGGCCGGCGGUGAUGCGCGAAACCCCAACGGCACCAUCGCCUGGGCCGGCGGCCUGACCAACUACUCGGCCGGGCCGUUUACCAUGUACGUCGAGCGCGUGACGGUGGCCAACGCGAACCCGGCCGCCAGUUACGCGUACGGCGACCGCUCGGGCGACUGGACCAGCAUCGUCGCCAUGCAGGAGGACGACGGGGAC
Messenger RNA from Lasiosphaeria miniovina, 801 nucleotides. Its product is annotated as concanavalin A-like lectin/glucanase domain-containing protein. The annotation marks the transcript as partial. Gene Ontology annotation, biological process: fungal-type cell wall organization; carbohydrate metabolic process. Gene Ontology annotation, cellular component: fungal-type cell wall. Gene Ontology annotation, molecular function: hydrolase activity, hydrolyzing O-glycosyl compounds; glycosyltransferase activity. The record is from RefSeq and is a predicted model, not a curated record. Lineage: Eukaryota; Fungi; Ascomycota; Sordariomycetes; Sordariales; Lasiosphaeriaceae. The transcript is spliced from 2 exons.